AUGAAGUGUUCUGUUAUUUAUUCGUCAUUCAUAUUUGCAAUCAUUUUAAUUGCUGGUUCAAAAGUGCAAUGUGCUUCAUCGUAUUCAUCGAAAUAUUUGGCUAAAAAGAGAAAUGCACCUGAAGGUCGCAUUGAACCAGUUACAACAAGUCUUAUUGUGUCCGCUCUUGCUCCUGUAGUUCUUAAUCUCUUUACUGGUCUUUUGGGUAAUUUAUUCAACAAGCCCAAUGAUACUGAACAACGUGUUAUUUAUGGUCGACCAAUGCAAGUAAAAUUAUGCGGUGAUGCAAAUUGUAUGCAAUUAUUAGAUAAAGGUUCAGGUAUAACAACUGUAGGUAAAGGUGAUACAGUUCAACAUGCAUUGGGUGAUGCUGUUGGCGCAAUGUUAACAGCUUUAUUAGAAAGAAAUUUAUUAAGCAUGCAUGAUUUAUGUCGUGAACAUAUUCAUUUUCCUCAUCCAGAUAAAGAAAAUUGUCCUCAUGUAGAAAUUAAUACGUGUGAACUUAGUAAACCUGUUUUACCUCAAUCUGCAUGUAUGGACACGCACGGCGACAAAUAUUGUAGUAAUAUGAAAAACUAUUGCAAGGAUACUAUGUUUGCAACAUUUAUGAUGGCAAAUUGUUAUAAGACAUGCACAGACAAUUGCUACAAGCCACCACCUGGUCCAUGUGAUUACUAA
This is a messenger RNA of Rotaria sp. Silwood2, 678 nucleotides long. Lineage: Eukaryota; Metazoa; Rotifera; Eurotatoria; Philodinida; Philodinidae. The record is from the annotation of a GenBank genome assembly.